Molecule: messenger RNA, 2040 nt
Organism: Trypanosoma conorhini
Lineage: Eukaryota; Euglenozoa; Kinetoplastea; Trypanosomatida; Trypanosomatidae
Product: histone acetyltransferase-like protein
Exons: 1
Coding region: 1-2040 (679 amino acids)
Biological process (GO): tRNA wobble base 5-methoxycarbonylmethyl-2-thiouridinylation
Cellular component (GO): cytoplasm; elongator holoenzyme complex; nucleus
Molecular function (GO): catalytic activity; iron-sulfur cluster binding
Source: RefSeq, a predicted model, not a curated record
AUGCCGCGCGCAUGCAGCGGCAGCGACGAGGACGAGACGUUUGCCGGGCCGUUCAGGCCGGACCUGGCGAAGGUGCAGGCGAAGCUGCGCAACCUGCCGACUCUGGAGCGGCUGCUGGCGGAGAAGGACCCGCACGUGUACGCCGAGGAGGAAAUGGAGACUGCAAGGAUCUUCAUCGAGGCCAUUGCGCAGGCGCGGCCGUCGUCGGCGCAAGAGAUUGAGCAGCUGCUGCGGAAGCUGAUGAAGAAACACCGCGUGGUGGCGAAGAAGUCACUGCUGCUCGCCGCCUAUCGCAGGUGGCUGCAGGCGGAGGCGGGGCGCGGCGGCAGCGCGGCGCUGGAGCGCUACCUUGUCUCCAAAACCCCCCGAAGUCAGUCGGGCGUCCUCGUCGUCACCGUCUUCACCUCGCCGUACCCGGAGGGGCAGAGGUUCAGCUGCAAGUGGAACUGCUACUACUGCCCGAAUGAGCCGGGGCAGCCACGCAGUUACUUGCUCAACGAGCCCGGGGUGCGGCGCGCCAACCGGCUCGCGUUUGACGCCUACACGCAGUUCCAGGACCGCGUGAACUCGCUUGUGGCGAUUGGGCACCCCGCCGACAAGGUGGAGCUGCUUGUCCUCGGUGGGACGUGGGAAAGCUACCCGCUCACGUACCGCGAGUCGUUUAUCCGCGACCUCUUCUACGCCGCGAACACGAUGCAUGACGGCAGCGAGGGCGGUGGUGACGCCAACGGUGAUGCCACGGCACCGCAGCCGCGUCCCUCGCGGCCUCCACUGGACCUGAUGCAGGAGCAGAUGCUGAACGAAACCGCCAGAUGCAAGAUCAUCGGCGUCACGCUGGAAACGCGGCCGGACACGGUGAACGAGGAAAUGCUGCAACAGCUACGGCGAUUCGGUUGCACGCGGGUUCAGCUUGGUGUGCAGCACACCGACGAUGCCGUGUUGUUGGCGGUCAAUCGACAGUCCACGCGGGAGGAGGCGGUGCGUGCUAUCAAGCUCCUCAAAGACAGCUGCUUUAAGGUCGACAUUCAUCUCAUGCCGGACCUACCAGGUUCAACGCCGGCGGGAGACAAGGCGAUGUUUGACGACGUCCUCUACUCCGCCGAUCUGCAGGCCGAUCAGUGGAAGAUUUACCCCUGCCAGACAACACCCUUCACAGUGAUUGAGCAGUGGUUCAAGGAAGGGAAGUACCAGCCCUACGGCCUGGACAACCUCAUCGAGGUCAUACUGCACGCAAAGCGUCGCGUGCAGCCGUGGGUGCGGCUAAACCGCGUCAUACGCGACAUUCCCCAUGACUACAUUCUUGGUGGUGUGGAGGUGUCUAACCUGCGGCAACUGCUCGCGGCGCAGCUUCAGCGAGAGGGCUCGCGUUGCCAGUGCAUUCGCUGUCGCGAGGUCAAGACGGACGCUGCGGCGGCAGAAAAACUCGAGGAAGCAACGCUGGUGGAGCGCCGCUACGCCGCCAGUGAGGGGGAGGAAGUGUUCGUGUCGUACGAGACCGUGGACGGCUUGACGCUCUUUGGGUUUCUGCGGCUGAGGCUGCACAUUCAGAACUGGGUGACUCCGUUUGACGAGCUUCGGUCGUGUGCGCUGAUCCGCGAGCUGCACGUGUAUGGGCGCCUGGUGCCAACCCACAAGGAGGGUGACGCGGCGAAGGCCCAACACCGCGGCGUGGGGGCGUUGCUGCUGGAGCGGGCCGAGAGCAUCGCCCGCGCGGCGGGGUACGGCAAGAUCGCCGUCAUCAGCGGCGUCGGGGUGCGCAACUACUACCGCCGCAAAGGGUACGCCAUGGUGACGCGUCCGAGCUGCGGGGCCUUCCUUGUGAAGGAGCUGCAGGUAAUAACUAACACAGAGGCCAAGGGGGAGGCGGCGGCGACACACGGGCGUGCAGAGGGCCAGCGCGGGGGUGGCGCGGUGCCGGCGGGGGCGGAAUCUGCCCCCACAUCGCAUGCGGCAGAAGGGGCCGCGCGGGGCGGCGGUGGCUGGUGGCGAUACAUCAAUGCCCUCUGGGGCCGCUGGAAGCGGCCACGGGAGGCGGAGUGA